This is a messenger RNA of Aedes albopictus (Asian tiger mosquito), 7133 nucleotides long. RefSeq names its product WD repeat-containing protein 20. The record is from RefSeq and is a predicted model, not a curated record. Gene Ontology annotation, molecular function: protein binding. The transcript has 5 exons. Bases 179 to 2641 code for a protein of 820 amino acids. Lineage: Eukaryota; Metazoa; Arthropoda; Insecta; Diptera; Culicidae.
CACAGAAACUGUCAAAAACUGAACGAAACAAUAUUAGCAAAAGUUAUUUUUUUCUGUCUUGUCUGCAAAAAAAUGGAUUAAGGUUUUGAAGUGUGUGGUAGUUUUAAAAUGAAAUUUAUAUAAUUGUAUUAUUCUCGCAUGUUUGAAAUUACUAUUAGUCCAAACCUCAUCAAAAGAAAUGUCGGUACAAUUGGUAGAUUCGAGUGGAAAAGAUGAUUUGAAGACUCAGUUUGUAACUCGCGAGGGCGAGUAUAGGUUGAUGACGCUGUCGGAGUACUCACGGCCAAAUCGUGUAGGAUAUCAAAAUAAUCAGAGCAACCCUCAAGUGAGAGUUUCGUUGGUGACACUUCCAUCACACCAAACAUCCCAACAAACAGUUAUCGAAAAUGGUAACAAUCAAGGCGGAAAUACAAACCCAGUUCCAUCAACGAAUCCCGGAUGCACGACAGCAACGGAGACCUCGAAUAGUCGCGAGCAAACCCAUGGUGUUGGAGGUGGCGUCGGACUAUCCCCCAGCUGUUCUACGCCCAUCGGUGGCGACAGAAUAUGCUUUAACUACGGGAAAGAGCUGUAUGUUUAUGCAUAUCGUGGAGUGAAAAAGGCUUCGGAUUUGAGCAAACCAAUUGAUAAGAAAUUGUACAAAGGUACAAAUCCAAGCUGUCACGAUUUCAAUGCAGCCGCAGCUACGUUCGAAGGUGCUCCACUCCUUGUAGGAUUUAGUACAGGACAGAUUCAGUUAGUUUAUCCUGGAAGACGAGAGCAAGGGAAGCUGUACAACGAAGAGAGAUUAAUUGAUAAGACAAAAGUUACCUGUUUGAAAUGGAUACCGGGCUCUGAAAACCAUUUCCUGGCGUCUCACGCUAGUGGUUGCUUAUAUGCUUAUAACGAAGAACUGCCAUGUACACCCACUACGCCGAGUUAUCAGCCUUAUAAGUGCGGUGAUGGUUACAUUGUUCAUGCAAGUAAAUCAAAAGCAACGCGUAAUCCAUUGUUCAAAUGGUGCUUUGGUCAGCAAGAGAAUGCCAGCAUAAAUGAGUUCUGUUUUUCUCCCUGUGGUCAGCACUUGGCAAUCGUAUCACAGGAUGGAUUUCUUCGAGUCUUCCAUUACAGUAACAUGGAGUUAAUUGGAAUAGCACGGUCGUAUUUCGGAGGUUUUCUCUGUGUAUGUUGGAGCCCGGAUGGCAAGUAUGUUGUUGUUGGUGGGGAAGAUGACCUCGUAACUGUAUAUUCCUUGCUUGAACAACGUGUUGUUGCACGUGGCCAAGGUCAUCGCUCAUGGGUGUCAGUAGUUGCAUUUGAUCCAUACACGACGUCAUAUUCAAACUGGAAUGGAGAUGACUAUUCAGACGAUGACAACCCAAUGAAUGAUGGUUAUAAAAAUUACUACGGUCAUAGCAAAUAUGCUGGCAGUGAAUCAGCGACAGCAACUGCUUUGCGUCGUCCUACUUCAGCUUGUAGAAAUAGUGUCUCUACAUCGGAAAAACUUGCCACGUGUUACAGACUAGGCUCGGUAAGCCAGGAUACCCAGCUCUGUUUGUGGGACAUCACCGAGGACGUUCUGCGGCAGUCCAUAGGUCACCUAAGUCGCAACUUAAGUUUAGCGGAACACACAUCUUGUAAUGCAAAAAGUGAAUUUCCAAAUAGUGCAAAUAAUAGUAAUAGUGGACAAACAGUGACAACUCAUAAGGACUUAUCUAAAUCAAUAGCUAACGCAACUUCAAUCGAGGAAAGCGAUACAGUGGAUAAUGCUAAUUAUAAUUUGAAAAAAAUAUCUUUUACUAGUAAUAAUAUAACUGCUAUAAAUUGUGAUGAUAGUAAUAGCAACAAUAGCAGUGGAAAAGGUUCAACAAGUAGCGUUGAUGGAAAGCAUGCUAAGAAUCACGUAACUAGAGAAAGUAGUGUUGUUAUUACGAGUAAUAUAUCUGCCGUUGUCGGAACUUCAAAUAAGAAAGAAAAAGAUAAUUACGGUGACAAAAACUCAAAGUAUGAUUUAAAUCACCAGCACCACUCAGCGUUUAAUUCAAUAACGCAACGGUUUUCCAAUCUUGGAUUUGGCAGCAACAGCACCAAUAACAGCGAAAAAAGUGAAAAAUUGGGCAAAAGCAGCAAAAGAAAUAUCAUAUCGCUUGCAGGCAAAUCCAGUAUCAGCAAUAAUAUUCACACUAGUUCAAAUAAUAAUCAUUUCCAGCAUUCUAACUCUUCGAGCAACAACAACCAAGCCAACAAUUACGUUGAUCAGACUAUUUCAACUUCUUCGUCUAGCAGUGGUGGCGGUGGCGGUGGAGGCGGAAGUAUAUCUAAUACAAUAACAUCAAUUAUGACUGCAUCGUUAACGAAAAAUAAGCGCAACGAUGGGAAUGGAACCACUGGCAGUGGAACAAGUAUAAUUUCAUCGUACGAUCCAAUGAAAUUGAUUGGAACUCCGGCGUGCCCGAGAUUCGACGAUUGUCCAGUAUUAGAACCUUUGGUGUGCAAGAAAAUUGCGCACGAACGAUUGACGGCAUUAAUAUUUCGAGAAGAUUGCUUACUCACAGCGUGCCAGGAUGGAUUCGUAUACACCUGGGCAAGGCCUGGUUACAUCAAUCUACCACAGCAUUUACCUCCAAGUCCUACGGCACCACCCGGCGGCACGGUAGUGUGAAAGCAUCACUAGUUCAGGUUUUAAACGCAAAUGUACAUUUUAUUUACUCUCAUGAUUGUUAGAAACGUUUUAGUUGUUUUGUUUUCGCACGUAUACUGUAAAAAGCUAAAAAAAGUACACGGUAAAGUGUCAUUAUUCAACGUACUGUCUCGCGUAUCUUGUCUCAAAUUUAAGUUGUAUACAAACGUAUUCAUUUACCCUUCCAAAUGUAUUAUGAACAUUUUAUGACACAUUCUACCAUGACGUUACAACGUUUUGACGCCUUUUCUGUCAGAUUUUCUAUUAUAACUCGUAAAUUCGACCGUAAACCCUAAAAAAAUUGCACAUUCGGAUUCCUUGUAAAAUUUCCAAUAAGUUUAAUCUGUUAAACAGUUAGUUUUCAUUGGAAAAGUAUGUUAAAAAUGGGAAUUAGUAGCGUGACGUUACAACUGUACAACUUAUUAAAAAAAUUUACAAGGAAUCCAAAUAUGUAAACAUAUUUGAGGGUUUACGGUCGAAUUUACGAGUUAUUGUAGAAAAUCUGACAGAAAAGGCGUCAAAACGUGUUAACGUCACGGUAGAUUGUGUUAUAUCCUUUUUAGGUCCUGAUGCAUUAAUAGGAUUUAUUAGAAGAAAAAAAGGCAGCUAAAAAAACUGCAGAUUUGCUGCUGUAUUCGUAUUCCGAUCGAUACAUAAAAUUUUAUAAACUUGCUGAUGUGAUAUAUAUGUUUUUUUUUGCGCGAUAUCGUAUAGUAUAGUAAACUAAGCUCAGAGCUGGCUCUAUCUCAGUUUGAACUAAUGUUAUGAAAAUGCCUUUUUUAUGAUUUUGCUUGCAUUAGAAAAUAUACGGCGAUAUAAAAGCUAGGCAGCAUUGAAUUACGGCACUUUACGGUAAGCGCAAAUGCUCAAUCAAAGAAUAGUGGUGAACAAUGUAAAAGACAAUUUUAUCAACUCUAAAAGAGAUAUCUACCUAAUACUAUCCUAGCAGAACAGAUUUCAAGUUGUCAUGCUGUAUACAUGAGAAAUGUUAGAACUUCUUUCUCAGCCUGAGUCAAGUAUGUAAGUAAACUAUGAAAAUAAAUGUUUGCUUAUACAUAUGGGAUUAACACAAAAGGCCGAAUCACGAAAGGCCGAAACCAGUGUAACUACCACAAAAGGCCGAAUCACAUAAAGCCGAAGGUAACGAAAGGCCGAAUGUAACAAAAAGCCGAAGGUAACGAAAGGCCGAAUGUAACAAAAGGCCGAAAAUAACGAAAGGCCGAAUUAUGAAAGACGCAUAUUAACUCGGUUUCCGUUUAGUUAAAUGAUAUAUCAAUUAAAAGAGUGGUCUCCAGUUAACCUAGUGGUUAAGGCUAUGAAUCGCCAAUCCGGUGACGGUGGGUUCGAUUCCCGUUCCGGUCGGGAAAAUUUUCUCGACUCCCUGGGCAUAGCGUAGCAUUGUGCUUGUCUCACAAUAUACAAAUUCAUGCAAUGGCAGGCAAAGAACGCCAUUCAAUUAAUAACUGUGGAUGUGCUCAAAGAACACUAAGUUGAAGCGAGGCAGGCCAAGUUCCAGUGCGGACGUUGAGCCACAAAGAGGAAGAAGAAGAAGAUCAAUUUUAAGGGUUGUUUAACCUCAAAUUAAUUAGUUGUGAAUAUAAGUAGUGAAAUCGAUUCGCAUAUAGCGUCCGACUGCUAAAGUUGGGUAUUAAAAAGGUGUUCGAUAGGAUGCUAGCGAAGUGUAACGUCUGUUUCUCUGAGCUUAUACUAAGAUUUUAUAGCUGCAUAUCUGGUGUCAAAGCCAAAAUGGAAGUUGAAAACAAUGUUUCCGAGUAUGGUCUAGCAUGCGCAGUUAAAAAUAAUAUAAAGACCACUUGAACAUGUGUUUUAAUUGAAUUUCUUACAACAAAAUAAUGAAAAUGAUUUGAAUUUCAUAAACAUUAUUGGCUGCUGCUGUCGAAACGUUAGCCUCUUGUUGGCUUUGAUGUUUUCGCAUGGACAAAAAUCGUUGCGUCAGUGUUGAAUUUGUUAAAAAUAAGAGUGAAUAUUUUUGUCUUAUUCGACAUGUCGGUCGUAUGCAUAAUGAAUCUAUAUAUUCUUUUUCCUUUAGUCGUCCUAUUUUUUGUUAUCUGUAUUUACGAGAUUUUAGCCCUAGGCUAGUUCAUCUCGGGACUCACGCAUUACUUACCUUCCGAAGGAAGACCUCACAUAUUGCGAGUUUGUCGGGAGUGGGAUUCGAUCUCAGGUCCUCGGCGUGAUGGUCAAGUGUUCUAACCAUCACACCAGCUGCGCUCCUUUAGUCGUCCCACUCCAACAUAAAAUGCACAUAAAUGUGAAUCAUGCUGCGUAGCUGCAUGGAGGAUUGAGGAACCGAGGCGGCAGAAUGCCGCCGAAGUAUCCGAUAUCCGAUGCACCGUAAUAGGACGUAAUCGGAGAAGUACUAGAUUGAAAGUAGUGAGCUGGAUGUUUGUAUGGUGAGAUGAUCAAUUCUGCAUUUCUGCAAUGAAAUGUGCAAACAGCGUGAGUAUUAUGCUUUCUGGACCAAUUCGAUUCUGUUUGAGCCCAAGUUUUUGUAACUGUGUUGUUGAAUUAUUUAUUUCUUGCAACUUCAAUAUUACAGUUACCCCAGCUUAUGCUCAAGCAUCAUCAAAUUAGGCAAGAAAUCAUAUAACCCACGCUGUUUGCACUAUUCCAUUGCAGAAAUGGAGAAUUGAGGGCCCAUAUAGCUGAGGCGGUAAACGCACGGGUAUUCAGCAUGACCAUGCUGAGGGUGACGGGUUCGAUUCCCGGUCGGUCCAGGAUCUUUUCGUAAAGGAAAUUUCCUUGACUUCCUUGGGCAUAGAGUAUCUUCGUGCCUGCCACACGAUAUACACAUGCAAAAUGGUCAUUGGCAGAGGAAGCUCUCAGUUAAUAACUGUGGAAGUGCUCAGCAGGCUUUGUCCCAGUGAGGACGUUACGCCAAGAAGAGGAGGAGGAGGAGAAUUGAUCAUCUCACCACUGUACAAAAAUCUAGUACUUCACUGAUUGUAUUAUUUAUUUCUUGUAACUUCAACAACACAGAUAUCCGAACUUUUGCUCAAACAACAUCAAAUUAGGCAAGAACUCAUAAUACCCAUGCUGUUUGCACGACUUCAUUGCAGAAAUAAAGAAUUGAUCAUCUCACCAUACAAAAAUCCAGCUCACUAUUUUCAAUCUAGUACUUCACUGAUUGCGUCCUAUGCAUCGAUUCAAAUUCAAGGAAAACAGUAGUUCCAAUAGUGCUAGGUAUAAUGUGAACAGAAGUUAUUAUCUUUUUUUAGUCCAACUAGCGUUAGCUAGUGCGGACAGCAAGCGUUUCCCGGAUAUAUAUAGCAAACGUAGUUAUUCGGCCAGCGCUGUGACCUUUCUAUCAUUAUUUGCAGCCGUUAUAAGCAUAUUAUUCCAUAUUAUGUAUAAUUAUCACUAUACUUGUCACAUUUGUAGACAACAUUUCCAACUACAAAAAAAAAGUAAAAUGAAUUUAUGCGGAACAAUAUUUAUUUGCUUCAGUGUUUUUUUCUUGUUAUAGAUAUAAUUGGUAUUGGAAAGGAAAGGGUUAAGUAAUAAAAUUGCUACUUUUGCAAUUCGGCCUUUCGUUACCUUCGGCCUUUUGAGAUUCGACCUUUCGUAGAAGUUCCGGGUAUAUUAAGAUAAUUCUCAAUUUUAGGGUUCAUAUUGCCGAUGUGCUUUAGGUUCGGUUCAGGAACUUUUCGUGAUGAAAAUGUCCUUGGCAUACCUGGACAAAGAGUCUAGGUAUUUAGCAGGCUCGAUAUACGAAUGAAAAAAUGCCAAAUGGCAAAGAAAGCUCUCAGUUAAUAACUGUAGAAAUGCUCGUAGAAGGUUUUGGUAAAGCUUCGGAUGUUUUUGAGGUCAAUAUCCAACCAAAACUGCAUGAGGUCAAUAUCCAACCAAAACUGCAAAAUGAAAUGAAAAGGAAUUUCAUUGACUUUCCCAAGUAUUUUUCAUACAAUAAAUGAAUACCAAUAGUCUCGAGGGAAAAACAAACUUUUCAGUAGACAAGGUAUGGUAAUGCUCAGAUGUUGCAUAAGCCGAAACGGAAUUUCCCGUCGUGCACCUGGAUAACGACCUCCGACUUCGAUCAAGUAUGACAACCUCUGACAACCAACAUGUUCAUCAAUAUUCAAAAAGUGUGCAUUUGCUCCACUAUUUUUAUAAAUACUAUUUUAUGUUAAAAUAAAUCAAAUAAUUUAUUGCAAAAAUCACAACAAAAGUCAUAAUAGUUGAAUAUUGUUGCAAAGCAAUAUAGUUUGGCUGUAACACAUAUUAUUGUUAUUGAAGUUUUGCCAUGUGCUAGGCAAAUAUAGGCACCAGAAUUCAAAACAAGAAAAGCAUCCAUCUUUCGAGAGCUCAUUUGUAUUGUAAUUGAUGAAGAGAUGUAUAGAUAAAGUACACGUAUAAUGUAUUUGGAAUUAAUUUAUCCCAAACUGACUAGUGAAAAAAUAUGUUCAACAUUGUGCUUACAUUACUCUGUAUACAAAAUAACGCAGCAGUUAUA